Messenger RNA from Gossypium raimondii (Peruvian cotton), 1631 nucleotides. RefSeq names its product very-long-chain 3-oxoacyl-CoA reductase 1. NCBI's taxonomy places the organism in Eukaryota, Viridiplantae, Streptophyta, Magnoliopsida, Malvales, Malvaceae. The transcript is spliced from 3 exons. Gene Ontology annotation, cellular component: endoplasmic reticulum. The coding region runs from base 522 to 1484 and encodes 320 amino acids. Gene Ontology annotation, molecular function: ketoreductase activity. The record is from RefSeq and is a predicted model, not a curated record.
AUUGACAAUUUUGUCAAAGCAAAGGGGACUUUUUGGUCUUUAUACAAACAAAAAAUGAAUAAAAUGGCAUUUUAGUAAUUACGGGGAAAGUGCUCGCCAGUCCACUCUUCGCACAGAUUCGCACACAUGGGCGAUAACCCCACAGUUUAAUUUCAACCCCUCUUAAAUUACUGUGAGCUUUUUCAGCUUUGAGGUUUCUUAUUUCUAUGAAAUCAGCUAGUUCGCACGUUUCUUCUCCUCCACUGUGAUUUUAUUCUCCUGUAAAUACCAAUGCCCCUCAACAGUCAAACUCCUAAGUAGUUAAUGAAGGUGGUUUUCAUCUCAUCUACUUCACCCACUAUAUUUUUUUCAUUUAUAGAUAAUCAAUCCUUCCCUUUUUCUCUUUUUGAUUCCCAUCUGUUUCCGCCUAACCGAACUGCUAAAAAGAUUCCCCUUUUCGUUAUCGAGCGCUCUACUUAUAUCCCCUUACAUCUCUUUCUUUGGUAUUCACACAAGUUUCAAGUUUCUCCUCUACGUAAUCCAUGGAAGCCUGCUUCUUCGAUACUCUCAAGGCUCAACCUUUCUGGGUUAUUGUCCUUUUCACUUUGGGUUCUUUAUCACUCUUGAAGUUCUCAUUUGUUUUUCUGAAAUGGGUCUGGAUCAAUUUUCUUAGACCUGGUAAGAAUCUCAAAAAAUAUGGCUCCUGGGGUCUUGUUACUGGACCAACUGAUGGUAUCGGCAAAGGAUUUGCCUUUCAGCUGGCUAGGAAAGGGCUAAAUCUUGUCUUGGUGGGCCGUAAUCCUGAUAAACUCAAAGACGUUUCCGAUUCAAUCUUGGCCAAGUAUGCCAAGAUUCAGAUCAAGACAGUUGUUGUGGACUUCACUGGCGAUCUUGAUGAAGGCGUGAAGAAGAUAAAAGAAACUAUUGAAGGACUGGAUGUGGGGGUUUUGAUUAACAAUGUUGGGAUUUCAUAUCCUUAUGCCAGGUACUUCCACGAGGUUGAUGAGGAGCUGUUGAUGAAUUUGAUUAAGGUGAAUGUUGAAGGUACCACAAAGGUAACUCAAGCUGUUUUGCCUGGGAUGGUGAAGAGAAAGAAAGGCGCAAUUGUGAACAUUGGGUCUGGUGCUGCCAUUGUCAUCCCUUCUGAUCCACUCUAUGCUGUUUAUGCUGCUACUAAGGCGUAUAUUGAUCAAUUCUCUAGGUGCCUUUAUGUUGAAUACAAGAACAUUGGGAUUGAUGUUCAGUGUCAGGUUCCAUUAUAUGUGGCAACAAAAAUGGCAUCAAUCAAAAGAUCGUCUUUCUUUGUUCCAUCAACAGACGGAUAUGCUCGUGCAGCAAUGCGGUGGAUAGGCUAUGAACCUCGUUGCACGCCCUAUUGGCCCCAUUCCAUCCUUUGGGGCUUGGCUUAUUCACUGCCAGAGAGUGUGGUUGAUGCAUGGCGUUUGCGCUUUUGUCUUGGCAUUCGAAAGAGGGGGCAACUCAAAGAUUCUAGGAAGAAGGAAUGAAAACAGAUUGUUGAGUCUGUUGUAUUUUACGUUCAUGGAGUUGAGUGUUUUGGUUGGAUGUGUUAGGAUCGUCCCGAUUAAGCAACGAACAAGUAAAAAUAGUAGAAGAAAUUGAGAAGUUAAACACACAAAUUUAACGUGGAAAAA